AUGCUCCCGAUUGUGCUCGAACCGUCCCAGAUUGCUGGGUUUUUCGUGUUUAUUGCCUCGCUCAGCGGAAUUCUCGCUAAUGGAGCCGUGGUUUGGUGGGUCACGAAAUUGCCGUUGAUGCAGAAUUCCUUCGGCCGACUCGCCAGAAAUCAAGCCCUUGCCGGAUUCUGUCAUGGCUGCGGCUUUCUAUUCUAUUUUUCUCCUAUGCUAAUGAUGAAAUUAACGUUGCUAAAAAGCGCUGAGGUAUCGGCUUAUUUCGGGCAUUUUCAGCUGAUUUGCUAUGAUGCUUGUAACGCUAGCCACUUCUUCAUCUCCUUAAACCGCGUAACCGCUAUAUUCUUUCCGCUACACUACGACUACUUUUUCACACGGCGAAAUGUGCUAUUUUUGAACAUUCUCGCAUGGCUGUACGCGUUUUUGCCGAGUAUUUGGGCUUAUCGAAUAGCCGACUGCCGCCUCAUUUACAGCAACGAAUCUUGGGGUUACGUUUUUGCUGGUGGUGAAAUUUGCGGUCCGAUCGGAUGGUGGUACGACGUCUACAAGACCGUUGCCACAAUAGCCCUUAUCGUUCUCCUCGAUCUGACCACUUUUGUGAAAUGCCGGAUUCAUGGGAGCCAGCUGAUCGACCGGAUUUCCGACGCGCAGACACGGGCACGAAAGAAAAACGAGAUCCACUUUGUCACACAGGCUUAUCUCCAGGGUUCGAUAUUCCUCCUUGAGCUCGCCACCUACUUCAUCUUCUCCCAGUGGGUGGAGGAGAAGAUGCUCAAGUUCUUGCUGACAACGCUGGCCUGGAUUCUGGUACAUGCUAUUGAUGGAAUGGUCGCCAUCGCGUUCAACCGGGAAUUCGCACGAAAAUGUCGUGAAUCAGGAACCUCGAUCGGUAAGCGGGGAGGCACGCUCGGACGGACCGGCAAACGGAAAAUUCGUACUCCACAAGUCGACGGCACGAGCCGU
Mesorhabditis spiculigera is the source of this 957-nucleotide messenger RNA. The record is from the annotation of a GenBank genome assembly. NCBI's taxonomy places the organism in Eukaryota, Metazoa, Nematoda, Chromadorea, Rhabditida, Rhabditidae.